AACUCUUGUUCGAUAUAGCACGUGUUUACGAAUUACUUUCUUGCUUCAUUUUAAAAUAAAGUCCAAACAUAGUGAAAUAUAACAUAAUUUAAGCUAAUAUGGCUAUGCUGGCGGAACCACGACGCCGCAAGCGGUACAAUUUGUGCCCGCGCGGCAAGGCGCUCUAUGAAGAUGAAAACCGAUUUGGCACCAAAAUGCUAGAGAAGAUGGGCUGGACAAAGGGUAACGGCCUGGGCGCCAAGCAGGAUGGCGAAAAGGAUUUUGUUCGCAUUCGCUUUAAAAACGACGCAGAAGGUUUGGGAUUCGAGGCAAGGGAUGACCAAUGGACCACUCAUGAAGAGGGUUUCAAUGGACUGCUCAAAUCCCUGAACGGUGAAGAUAACGAGGCUAAUGGCAAAGAAUCGGAACCCGAAGAGGAAGCCAGACCUAUGGGCUUCGGCUUCAAAGCCGAAGAUCCGGAGGAGCCGUCUAAGAAGAAACUUAAGGAGAAAAUCAGUGGAAUGUCGCUGGAGGAGCGAUCAAAGCAAAGUAAGGCUCGCGUUCACUACAAGAAGUUCACACGGGGAAAGGACUUGACCCAGUACAGCGAAAAGGAUUUGGCCAAUAUAUUUGGCAAGAAGGCAACAGACCAUAUCGAUGUGCCAGUGCUCGUAGAGGUUGAAGAUCCGAAGGACGAAAAGCUGGUGGAUCCCAACUUCGCUGGAGUGCAAACAGUAAGCACUGGACUUUCUGUUAGCGAUUACUUCAAACAGAAAAUGGAGGCCAUGAAAAACAAGCUAAAUAAAGGACCUGAGACCACUCCAACGGGUGCCGAGACACAGGUUAAUGGCCACGAUGAGAAGGUCGAAGAGACCAUAGCGGAGAAUGGCCAUGAACCCAGCAAAAAGAAGAAAAAAAAGAAGGACAAGGAAAGGACCGUUGAGCCAUCGAUUGCAGAGGAAGAAAUUGAGCAAACACCUCACAAACAAAAGAAAAAGAAGAAAUCCAAACGCUCCUCUCAGGAUGAGACAGAACAAUCGGUGACCCUCUACGUUGAGGAACAACAAGUGGAAGGCGAUGAAUACAAACUAGCAAAACAAAAGAAAAAAAAAAAGGUCAAGCAGGAAAAAGCUACAGAAGAUUUGAUAAAAACCAUAGAGCCUUUUGAAGAACCUGCCCCAAAAAAGAAGAAAAAGUCCAAGAAAACCGACUUGAUUGAUUCGGAAAUAAUUAUAAUUGAUGAUGACUCCCUCAACGAUAACGACUCGAAUGCCUUUGAUGAAAAUCCGAGUAAAAAGAAAAAUAAAAUUAAAGAAUCCAAUCAUUCUCAAGUGGAAAACACUGCUGCGAUAAUAGAAGAAAACUCAACAAAAAAGAAAAAGUCCAAAAAGGAGAAGAAAAAGGUGGACACCAUUGAGAAAGAUCUAGAGGAAAUACCACCGUCCGUAACUGAAGCUACUGAAAAAACCUCAAAGAAAAAGAAAUCCAAAACUAACGCGGAACCCGCAGCUGAGCUGGAGAUUCCUGCACCAACUGACGUCGUAGAAUCGGUUGUAAAAAAUCUUAAAGGGACUGGAAGGAACCAAACGGACGUAAGUGCUGCCAGUAAAAUCUCCGGCGAUAAAAGCGAUGAGUCAGCCGAUGAAGAUCUGCCCACAGAUUUCUUAUCACUGGACGAUAUCAAAGAAAAAUUAAAAUCAUUCAAUACUGUUAAAAUCUCUCAAUUUUGUGCAGAAAAAUUCCACAUGCUCGACAUGAGUGCGUUUUGCAACUCGACGCUGGGCGAGAUUGUGGGCUACGGGACAAGCGAAAACGUGGAACUGGAAGUGGAAGAGAUUCCGAACGACGAAAACCGCAUACUCGACCUUUGGAGCAAUAAGUCUAUUGCUGAAUCUAGGAAAACUGUUAAAUUUAUUUAUCCGGAGAAGGUUAAGCGCACGACUAUUCGGGCAGUUAAGAAAAGAGUCGCAUUUCAAGGAAUUUAGUUCUAGCAAACGAAAUAUAAUUCAACGUGAUUCUAAUUAAGAUUGUUUUGUACAUAAACAACUUAAGUAGGUAGUUUGUAAGCUUCAUGGUUUACAUUAUAAUGUGUAACAAGAUAAUUAAUUAAACUGAACUAAACAUUUCAA
Messenger RNA from Drosophila rhopaloa, 2108 nucleotides. Its product is annotated as PIN2/TERF1-interacting telomerase inhibitor 1. The transcript is spliced from 2 exons. Gene Ontology annotation, biological process: regulation of ribosome biogenesis. Gene Ontology annotation, molecular function: nucleic acid binding; telomerase inhibitor activity. Bases 99 to 1964 code for a protein of 621 amino acids. Gene Ontology annotation, cellular component: nucleolus. The record is from RefSeq and is a predicted model, not a curated record. Lineage: Eukaryota; Metazoa; Arthropoda; Insecta; Diptera; Drosophilidae.